This is a messenger RNA of Myripristis murdjan (pinecone soldierfish), 1083 nucleotides long. Its product is annotated as histone H1-like. Gene Ontology annotation, biological process: nucleosome assembly. The coding region runs from base 345 to 977 and encodes 210 amino acids. The transcript has a single exon. NCBI's taxonomy places the organism in Eukaryota, Metazoa, Chordata, Actinopteri, Holocentriformes, Holocentridae. The record is from RefSeq and is a predicted model, not a curated record. Gene Ontology annotation, molecular function: structural constituent of chromatin; DNA binding. Gene Ontology annotation, cellular component: nucleosome.
CUGAGCCUCCCUCCGCGGUGAAUAUGUGAGGUUUGGAGCCUCCCAGAAGAAAAUGCUGAAACCUUCAGGGCUCUGCAUGACUUCGAUAUGACGAGACGCGAGUCUGCUGUCGGCUCCAGCCACUCGUUGCUUUCGGGGUUUCUUCCAGACGUGUAUUUGAGGCCUUUUUGCGAGAGGAGAAAACACAAAUGACUCGAUAAUCCGGCUGCAGAGGAGAGCGGCGGGCUGGAUGAGUCUACACGGUUCUCAUGUCGUGUAUAAGUCCCGCCUCCUGGCUCGAGCUCAGUAUUAGUCCAGUCACACUCCGCUUGCUGUGAAUUGACCAGACGACAGGAGACGAGAAAAUGGCAGAAGUGGCUCCAGCUCCGGCCGCCCCCGCCGCCGCGCCGGCGAAAGCCCCCAAGAAGAAGAGCGUCAAGCCCAAGAAGACCGGCCCCAGCGUCGGGGAGCUCAUCGUCAAGGCCGUGUCCGCCUCCAAGGAGCGCGGCGGCGUCUCUCUGGCCGCCGUCAAAAAGGCUCUGGCCGCCGGCGGCUACGACGUGGACAAGAACAAGGCUCGCGUCAAGAUCGCUGUCAAGAAGCUCGUCACCAAAGGCACGCUGCUCCAGACAAAGGGCACCGGAGCCUCCGGAUCCUUCAAGCUCAACAAGAAGAUUAAGGCCGACAAGCCCAAGAAGAAGUCCGCCGCGGCCAAGAAGCCCAAAAAGCCUGCCGCCAAGAAACCCGCCGCGGCCAAAAAGCCCAAGAAGCCCGCGGCCAAGAAGCCCGCCGCCGCCAAGAAGACGCCCAAGAAGGCCAAGAAGCCAGCGGCGCCCAAGAAAGCCGCCAAGAGCCCCAAGAAGGCGCCCAAGAAGCCAGCCGCCAAGCCCAAGAAGGCCGCCGCCAAGCCCAAGAAGGCCGCCGCCAAACCUAAGAAGCCUGCCGCCAAGAAGGUCGCCAAGCCCAAAGCAAAGAAGGCGGCUCCCAAGAAGAAGUAAAGCCCAACACACUUCCACACUACAACCAUAAAGGCUCUUCUAAGAGCCACACACUGCUCACCUAAAAGACCAAAUCCUUAUACCACCCCUAAUAUACUACGGUUGA